Molecule: messenger RNA, 579 nt
Organism: Rotaria socialis
Lineage: Eukaryota; Metazoa; Rotifera; Eurotatoria; Philodinida; Philodinidae
Source: the annotation of a GenBank genome assembly
AUGCAAUCAAUUUCAAGUGAAACAAAAGUAUGUGAUGCUUGUCGAUCUGCUUAUUACAAAUGGAAAAGACAGAAUCCUGAUUUUGGUGAUUUAUUAUCACGUAUUGAAGAAGAGGAAUUGGCUGAGACUGACGAUAAUAUGGAUAUGAAUCAGGUACUUAAAUUCUUUUUUUCUGAAACUGCUGUUCUUGUUUCGUCUCCACAAAUGUUUCAGAAUGAUUCGAUGGAUUCAGAUAUUAUUGAUGUAGCAAAGGUAGCAAUUACAUCCGAUACGAAUUCAAGGUUCGGUUUAACACAAAAAACUAUCACUUUGCCAAUGAACUGCACCACUUCAUCUCACAAAACUUGUUGCAUUUGUUCGGCUAAUAUGGAAAGAAACUCAAGAACUGUAUCACCAGAAGACCGUGAUCUGAUUUUUUUGAAAAAAUAUAUUCUAAUACCUGAAGGUGCUAGGUGUUGUUCUCAAUACUUAGAUGAUGAUCGAUUGACAAAGAACGCUAUCGACAAAGUUGCACCGUUCUCCAUACAAAGCAAAAGAUUUAGUUCAAGUGAUGUACAACUGCUGAUAAGUAGAUGGUAA